Molecule: messenger RNA, 4644 nt
Organism: Symbiodinium sp. CCMP2592
Lineage: Eukaryota; Dinophyceae; Suessiales; Symbiodiniaceae
Source: the annotation of a GenBank genome assembly
AUGGCCCGUUUUUGUUGGGCACUGGUGCUCUCAAUGUCCUUGCUGGCCAGCAAUGCUUUUCUUAACAUGCUGCAAGCCAACACCAUACAGCUGGCCGGCAGACAGGUUGUUGCAAAAGAGCAAGUGGCCUCAACUCUCAGAGAACUGUUGUCGGCGGGAGGGAAGUUGUCUCGUCAGCAAGUUUCUGUCAAAGUGAAUGCUGCUAUGACUGAAGCUCUGGCGGCAGAUAUUCCAAACAGCAAUCCUGUGCAUGAGCCGUUCAUGGGAAUUUUUUAUGCUGGUCGAGUGUGCCAGCUGGUUGGAAUUCCAUGUGCAAUGGAUCGGCUGCCCGGCAUGCAAGGAAUCAUGGCUGUUGAUGAUGUGGAUGAAAGCAGUGUGGUAAGCGCAAACGAAAGUGUGGCUGGUGCUUUGUCUCUGGUGCCUGUGUCAAAAGCGGCCGCUGUGGAAGCAAUUGACUUGGAGAGUGACGAAACGUCGGGAGUGCACGCGGGGCAUGGUGGAGCCAGUGGAGCACCUGGCAACUCUCCAUUGGGCAGGGCAGUGGUGCUCUGGCAGGGCAGCAAACGAAGACGAACUUCAGCUGCUGGUGAUACCGGUGUGCAGACUGAAACUGAAGCAGCCCGACGUCAGCAUGACCUUAGGGAGGCUGCAGCUGCAGAACGUGCUCAGCUGGCGCAGUUGGAUGUGCCUGUAUUAGUCACGAAGCUGAUGCAAGCCACUACAUCCUCCGAGAAGAAAACCGCACGUAUUCAGCAAUUGCAAGCCCAAGUGAGGAACCUGAACAAGAAGCUCGCCAAUGCAAAGAGAAAAGAACAGGCAAGCAAAGCAUUGGCGCUGAAAGCAAAGGAAGACAUCAACGUAUUCGAGAUGGAGAAGCUUGGCAAGAAGAGAGAGGGCAGGGCUGGCCGGUGGUCGUUGCAGUCCAGGCUGUCCAUGGGCUUCCGCUGCAGUCUAUCGACAGUCGCCGCCUGUGAUUUCGGUUUGAUUAGUAUGGUCGACAUCUCGAAGCAGACGGUGCUAAGGGCAGAGCGCAUCACCGGCGCCGCUGUGGUGACAUUGAUGCAAUCCUUCGCGAAGGAGGGUCUCGGAUUAGCGCUGGCCGCGUCAGAGGCCGGCAACGGUGGCAGUGGUGGCGACUGGUCCCUGUUUGGUGUUGGGUUUCGGAGCGAUGCAACGAAUGCCAGUGUUUGGCGCCGCAAGAAGUUACAUGUUCUGGAGGGCCGGGUGAUGUAUGUUUCCGACGCCGAGCAGCUGUCGGACCUUCAGACCGUGGAGAGCAAUGCGACGGCAAUGGACAUACUGGCCUUGGUGCUGAAGCAGCUUGCAGCGUUGGGCGUUCCGGGCCCUCAUGACAUCGCAAGGUUGCAGAGGGAAGGACGAAUUGAUCCUCUUGCGUCCGUGUUUGUCAUGGCAGACACCACAGACGCCGGUGCGGACCAGGCGGCACGCCGUCGGCACAUGAUGUCGGCUGUGGCUGAUCUCAACGGCUUCUUCUACAUUGAUGUGAACUGUGCCCUCCAUCAAUUUCAUUUGAUGGUCAAGGAUAACCUGCAGAUCCUGGAUAAUUUUCUGGGCUCGCUGCCUGCCUGCUUCAGUCAGGGUUUCGAAGCCUACACCUCCAAUCUGGCGAAGUGUGCGAAUUUCUGGCGAACGCACGUGUCGGAUUUUAUUGAUUCAUGGGAGGCCAUUCAUGGGCCGAGCAAAGCCAGCAACAGAACCAAGCCAGAGCCUGUUGCCUACAGGCGCUUUCCGCUGCAAGUCAUUUCAGGCAGAUGGGGAAGUAUCGAGAGCUGCGAAUCCUUCUUUGUAGAACGGUCCAGGCAACUUCUCGAGCCAGUGUUCCUUUCAGUUCUCUCCAAAUAUAUGAAGGCCGCCGGUGCAAAAAAGAAGCCGAAGAAGACGGCGAAGGAAUCGAAGGAAGAUGGGGCUGCUGCCGCAGCUGGAUCUUCGGCCGACGCGCCCGACCAGCAACAGAAGCGCGGUCCCGAUCUUCUGGAUCAGGCAGAAGAGCGAGAAGCUUACCGCUUGAAACUGAGCAAGUGGGCGGAUGGGGCGCUGAAGACCAUCAAGAGCCCGCUGUUUUGGCUUUUCUUGCAUGUUGGCAGUCAGGCCCGAUCUCCGUUGUCGAAAUUUUUUGCGUGGGCUCAGAAGAAUUCCGACAAGCGUCUCAUUCAGCAGCUAGUCACUGGCCGAGCGCAAGAGUUCCAGGAGGAGUUCGACAAACUGAUACAGACGUUUUCCGCUUGGUUUGCCGCUGCUGUGAAGGACGCAGGUGCGGAAGGAUUGCCAGCCGAAUUGAUGAACUUGGCACGGACUUUGGCCUUCAAACUUGUGGUUCAUGCUUCGGCAAGCUUUUCCAUGCGGGUGACGACACAAAUGCAGAGGUACCCUUACAAGUUGUUUUGGAUGCUGAAGCGGGCUCCUUUCUCCCGCUGCUCGGACAGGCAGCGGAUCGCGAAAGAGAUUUUGGAUUCCGCCUCUGAGCUAUUGGAGUCAAACUGUCGCAAGCUCAAGUUUCUUUAUUUGUCCGAGCUCCGAUUCGUCGCAGAGGAAGGCCGGUUUGAUCAAAGCGCCAGCGAACAAGGUUCCAGGCUUUAUGCAGUCAUUUCGACUAUGUCCGAACUGUUGAAAGGCGACACCCAACUUGUCGAAUCCAUAAACUCGAUUAUCCGCCUCAUCAGCACAAGAUGUCCUUCCAUUGAUUUGGAAACCCUUUCUGCACGUAUUACUGUGAAGAAAGCGUUGACACCUGAGUUGCCUGCGUCUGGCAAAGGCAAAGGCUAUGCCAACAAGCGAUGGUCUGUGGUGUCAUCGCACGCGAAGCCUUUGCUCAUGGAGCUUAGUCUAGCAGGGACUGCGUACAAACAGACGUUGGACAACGUUAAGCGAUUCAGCCAGCCGAUGCGAACAAACAUGCCUGCUCUCGAAUCUACGCUCCAGAACACGGACUUGUCAAGGGCUUUGCCGGACAUGCGGCGCACUCCCCAGAAGCAGUGGGUGUCAUCGCAAGCUACAAAGCUCAAAGCAUCCAUCGAAGCAGCGCGCCGCGAGUCAGCUAGAUUGAAGGCUUUUGCGCCUUUGCGGCCGGCGUGCUUGACAGUCUUCUGUAUAAGACGUGCUUCAGACCGCCAAAAUCAAGACUUUUACUUGCAGCUGUUGACGUACCGCUCGCUGCUGUUGGUUGUUCGCCUCAAGUGUGAAGCAGAUGGUUCUUUGCGUUUGCCGCAGCGCAGUGGGACGGAGAUCUUCACUACCGUGGAACUGCUGACUGGCCUUCACUCUGGCUGCUUUGACCCCGUGGCGCCCCAAACUUUCGAAGUUUUCUGCAUGAGCGCAAUGCAUGUGGAUGGUGCACGCUUGAUGUGCUUGGAUGAGCAGAGCGUGAAUGUUGGGUCUGCUGCUGGCCUGAUCGGCCUGAGCUCAACCACGGCAUCUCCGCUCGGGCAGGAAGCCAUCACCUACAUCAAGAUGGAAAAAGUUGAGAAAGCCACUGCAGCGCCCAAGGCAGCCGUGUCAGAGGCCAUUGCAGAUGCUGCAGGCCCGACUGAUAGUGACAGUGAUUUGUUGAACUCCGGCUACGGCUUUGCUGAGGACGUUGAAAAUUCCAACGCAGAAGCAGCCAAGAUGGACGAGGAGCUGGGAACAGAGCUCAUCGAGGCGGAAAAAGCUGCUCGCAUUCGAAAAGCAGUUUCUGGCAAGAAAAAACCCGACGCACAGUCGUCAGGGACAGCACCUUCCAUUGGCGUGCAGUGCACAGAUAUCUCCCUGCUUGAUGAAGCGGUGCAGCUCGUGGAGAAUAUGCACUCCCACCACGGUUUGUCUCGCGAUGAACUGGAAGAAGAAGCAGUAUUGAUGCUGGUGCGCGCUGCACAGGACAAGCCCGCCAAGCCCCCUGCGUCAGGUCAGGCCGACGAGCUGCAGCAGCUGUUAGUCACCCCACCUGAGCGCAAGCAGCAGUACGCUUGCUUUGAAGACGAUCAAUCGUUUCUUCAGCGUAUCCUUGGCUCAGGGGACCCGGACGCAGAGGAUGCAGGUGCAGAUGGAUCGGACACUGAAGAAGCCGAUGCCAGCAUGGCACAGCCUGUCGCUGUGCUCGCGGCAACAUCGGAGGUUUCUUCCAAUCCUGUGAAAAUCGAGGCUGCGCUGGAGAGGCGCCAACUCAAAACAACGCAGCGAGCAGCUACACUGUGGGCAAAAUCCUUCUCAGCCACACUCGCAAGCAUUCUGGACAGGAGCCGAAGAAUGCAGUGCGGCUUGGGACACAACGAGGAGGUAUCCUUGCUAGCCACACGUCCGUGCGACAUGCUGGCGCAGUCAUUUAGUGCUGACGCUGCAAGCACACACGGCCAAGAUUCGGCAAUUGAGAUUGUGUGCGUGAAAUGGACGGAUCCUCUCAAAAGAGAGGGCCGAACUGCUCGCAUAGAUGCGAAGAUGCGUGUGGUCUGGGCUCCCGCUCAGCUCUUCGGCAAACCAGUGCCGACGCAAUCUUUCUCAAUGGACGAGUACACUGAUUUGUUGCACGCAAGCGGCGCGCAGUCUCGCCGUUACAGGGGACAGUGCCGAGAUUCUUUUCCAGAGCAUGUGAUCAGAUUUGUGGCUUUCUGUCGCUUGAUCUGCAGCUACGCAAAUCAAGCACCUCGGUAA